GUGCUGCUGUUCUGGCUCGCAGGUUCAUGCUCGUCCCGCAGAGGUCAGCCUGAGGAGAGGAGCAGCAGGCAUGGGCACCGGGGACUACAUUUGCGUCACGCUGCGUGGGGCUGCGCCAUGGGGGUUCACCGUGACACAAGGAGAGGGGGACACCUACAGACCCUUGAUGGUCUCUCAGGUAGAAGACGGUGGCUGUGCUUUCCUGGCCGGGGUUCAGGAGAGUGACCAUGUGGUGUCCAUCAACGGAGAGCCGUGCGCAGACCUGACCCUGGAGCAGGCGUGUUCUCUCAUCGACAGCUCAACAGACUGUCUGCAACUUCUGCUCAAAAGAUGCAGCAGCGGCCCAUCAGAAGACAGCGAUGCAGACGACACAUCCUGCGGCGAUGUUUUGGAGAGCACCACAUUGCACAUCCUCUCCCCCAAGCACCACUCUCCAAGCCCCAGUGAACUUUACAUCUCCGAGUCCCACGAUGAGGCGUCCUACGGGGGCAUGGACGGUGACGACGAAAUCAAUAAGGGACCGCAACUUCUCAGCACAGAGUUACAUUUACCCCACCAAAAGUGCCUUGAAUCCACAACUGAUGAUGUUUUGAUGUCUUUGGCUCCUGGGAACGUGGUGGAGCUACAAGUUUCUUUAGCGAGGUCUGCACUACAUGACACUGGCGGUGCAUCUACUGGGGAAACUAUCGAUACAGAGAACGCAUUUUCAAAUCAGGAAACCGCUAUAAAUGUUAAUGACAAUCCAGUUAAGAGUACCCGCGAACCGCUUAGCCAUCAUGGGGUGGUACUCAGCUCUCCCGCUACCCCAAGCCAGGUGGAGGUUAUUCUGCAAGGAGCGGGGAGGGGCGACCAGGGUGGGAGAAGUGGGGUGGGUGGCCCCAAGAUCAGCUGCGAAGAAGGAGAAGAAGAAAGUCAGGAAGUGCCCAAGUCAUUUACCGUGACAUUUGCGACAGAGGAAACAACAGCGACUGAAGAUCAAGACUCUGGUGAAUCUGAGGAAGAUCCAGACCAACCACAUAAGCACAGAGCAAGACAUGCGAGGCUCAGGCGCAGUGAGAGUCAGUCCGAGAAGCAGGUAAAGGAGGCCAAGUCCAAAUGUAAGCGCAUUGCCCUGCUCCUGAAGGCUGCCCCACCCAACCCCAACAACAAGGGGGUGUUAAUGUUCAAGAAACACCGGCAGAGAGCCAAGAAAUACACACUAGUGAGCUACGGGACUGGAGAGGAAGACCCCGAGUACCGAAGUGAAGAAGAAGAGGACGACGAAGAUUCACACGCUGUUGAAUUUACUAUUGUUCCAUCCAAGGAUAUAGAGCUAACCAAUGCUAACAGUAGUGCAGGUGUGCUAAGUAUAACCUUUGAUAAGGGCCUACUUGAGAUAGAGCGGAACUUGAACAGCCCAGUCAAAAUGGAGUGUGAAACAAAAGGAAAAGGAGCAUUAAUGUUUGCACAGAGACGUCUAAGGAUGGAUGAGAUUUCUGCCGAGCAUGAAGAGCUCCGUCGUCAGGGGAUACCGGUGGAUGGAAUACAGGAAGUGCAGAAGAAGAUGGAGGAACACGCUUACAUGCAGUCGACAAUGGAGGGCCAUGGAUAUAUGGAUGUCAAUAUACAUCAACAAAGCCAGCAGCAGUAUCAGCAGUAUCAAGGGCAACAGUACUACGAGCAGCAGCAGCAGCACUACCAACAACAGAACUAUCACCAACAACAACAACAACAACAACUGCAACAACAACAACAACAACUUUAUCAGCAACAACAACAAAACUAUCAACAACAGCAAAACUAUCAACAGAACUACCAGCAGCAGACCUAUCAGCAGCAGCAGUACCAGCAGCAGUAUGAGCAGCAGCAGGUGCAUCAGCAGCAGCAACAGGAGUACCACCGAGAGCAGCAGCAGUACCAACAGUAUUCUGCAAAUAUGAAUGGAACAGUACAACAGCAGACCAUGGAGAUACAGAGCUCCCCUAGUAACCGCACUGCCAAACCUUUUACAGCACAAGACAUGACACCUGUGGCCUAUCCUACUGCAAACGGGGACAAUCAGGAGAACCAAGGGGAGCAAAUAGCUUCACGCGAUGAGAGGAUAUCUACACCUGCCUUUAAAACAGGCAUCCUGCUGGACACAAGAAGACGAUCUGGUGGCAAACCCAUGUUCACCUUUAAGGAGGCUCCAAAGGUUUCACCCAACCCAGAGCUCCUAAACCUCUUAAACAGAGGGGACAGGAAAAUGGGCUAUGAGUCAGGAACUGAAGAGGACUAUCUCAGCCUUGGGGCUGAAGCUUGUAAUUUUCUUCAGUCUCCUGGAUUUAAACAAAAGAUUCCUCCUCCAGUGGCUCCAAAGCCAAUGAUCAACCCUAAUGCUCCACCCUGGGCUGUGCAGAUGGAUGGGACCAACCAGGACAUGCCUCAGUGCUCUGAAAAUAGCCUGAUAACACCUGCUGUGGCCCCCCCUGCUGACACUACUCCUGCUACAGAAGUGGAGCCAGCACCUGCCCCUGAGCCUCCCACCCCCUCCGCUCCACAAGAGGCCCCUCCCCCCUCUGCUACAGGGGAGCAGCACACGUGGAGUGCGCCGACAGCCGAGCCACAGCCACCACAGGCUCCACAGGCUCCACAGGCUCCACAGGCUCCACAAGCUCCACAAGCUCCACAAGCUCCACAAGCUCCACAAGUCAUUGCAGCUCCUGAGGACAGACUUCAGAUGAACCCACCACAGCAGCCUGAGCCCGCUCCUGCUGCUACCUGGACCCCAGCUCAGCCUCAGCCACAGCCCUCAAACUCCUGGCACCCGGCUCCCCCUCAGGAGCCUCCUCACACUCAGUCUUCACCACAACCUCCGUGGGUAACUCGCCACUCUGCUCCGGUCCAACCGCCUCAGCCACAGGCUAACAGCUGGAGCCCCCAGAUGCAGCAGAGCUGGGCCCAGCCUCCUGAGCAGCCAUCCUCCCAGCCCCCGGUGCAGCCUCCCUGGGCACAGGAGCAGCCUGCAUUGCAGCAGAUGCACCCGGCCUGGACCCAGCCUCAGGAACAGCAGCCUCAAUCCCCAUGGGUGCAGCCCCAACAGAAACCCCAGGUCCAGCCCCCGUGGGUGCAGCAAGUCCCAGAGUCUCAGCCCCAGCCCCCAUGGGUGCAGCAGCCGCAGGCUCCUCCUCAGGGGUGGCCACAGUCCCCCAGUCAGCCUCCCUGGGGCGCUGCUCAGCAACAGCCAGCGUGGAAUCCCCAGCAACCUCAGAGCCAACCCCCCUGGAUGCAAUCUGCACAAGCCCCACCUCCACAGCCUCAGGCCGGGUUAAACCCCUGGGCCCCUGUGCCUCAGCCCCAGCAGCCCUGGGCUCAGCAGUCACCGGAGCAGAGCCAGCAGCCCCUGAAUGCCUGGGCUCCAGAACAAAACCAGCCCCAACAACAACAGCACCCAUGGGCCCAGCAAGCUCCUCCACCUCAGCACCCUCAGCAGCCAGUGAGCACCUGGCAGCAGCCUCCUGUGAAGACCUCUCCACAGCCCCCCGCUCAGACGCAGCCCCCUCACUCUUGGGCACAGCCAGCACAGCCUGCCCCUGUGAGCUCAUCACUGGUCAACACUCGACCUUCUCCAAAGCCAUGGCAGCCCCCACCGAGCAGAGCCUCUCCCCCUCCUCCACCGCCACAGAGAAUCUCCUCCUUCACCUUUGGCCAGAGAACAUCCUCCCCUGUGAACCCCAUGGCCACAGUGCUCCCAACAUCUGCAGGUCCUGCCUACGAGAUGCCCACUGUCAAAGGCAAAGGAGCGGACAUGUUUGCUAAGAGACAGUCUCGUAUGGAGAAGUAUAUUGUGGACUCUGAGACUGUUGAGGCAAACAAGGCCAGCCGCUCCACAUCACCUGCUACGUCUUUACCCACAGAAUGGAAAUACACUCCUAAUGUACGUGCCCCACCCCCACGAGCCUAUAACCCAAUUCAGUCUCCUCUGUAUCCUCCUGCUGCUUCUAAACAGCCACCUCCUUCUAGUAACCCUAGUAAAUCUAAGAAAAAAGAUAAACCAGCCGCUCCUCCCCCCAAACCCCUUAAUGUCAUAGAUGUAAUGAAACACCAACCGUAUCAGCUCAGCUCCUCCCUGUUUAUCUUUGGGCCAGCAGAAGAGGCUAAGCCCCCUGCUCCAAAGCCUGAGUGCCCUCCUCCUAACCCACCUGUAGAAAACCAGCCACAGCUUUCUUAUGAGCAAAUGGCUAUGCAACAGGCAGGACAGAUGAACCCCCAGUAUGCCCCACAGGGUUAUGGGAUGCCAAUGCAUCCAAUGGGUCAACCUAUGAUGCACGAGGGCCCCUACCAGCAGCUCCCUCCCAAUAUGUACCAAUAUGCUUACCAGCAGCCCCCAGGUCCAUACCAACAGAUGUACAACCAGCCUUAUCAGCAGCCACCUCCAGUGGCGUAUCCAGCCCCGGGCCCUCAAUCCCCUAAUGCCCCCUACCAACAGCCCCCUCAGGCCCCCUACCCUCCCGCACAAAGCCCCCCCUACAUGGCACCCCCUGUGCAGUACCAGGCUCCCAGUACAGCUCCCAGUACAGCUCCCAGCUAUCCCAUAGCAGCCAGACCAGAGUCUGUAUCAGCUGCUAACCCCACCACUGCUCCCAAACCCAAGUUUAUGGCUAAAAAGAGCUCAGCUCAGGUGUGGAAGCCAUCUGGAGGGGAUAAAGAGUGAAACUGGCACAAAUAACAUUCUCAUUGAAGCCAGUGCAUAGAACUAUAUCGUAUUUAUUUUUUAGCACACUGAAAAUGUCUGCUGUAACUGAGCAAUAACUGUUCAUAUGGUUUGUAUAUUUUUAAAAUAUAAAUAUAGUGGCACAAAUAAUACACCCACGUAUAGACGGUAAAAGAAGAAUGUGUGAGAACCAAUGCAGGGACUAACUGACCGCGGCAUUAAGAUGGUGACAGAAGGAAGUUUGACAGUGCCUUAUGUGUGACUGAAACAAACAUUUAUUUUAAUAGCUAAUUAGAAUAAAUAUAUCCAGGAGAUAUCAUGUUUUUAUAGUUAAUUUAAGCUCAUUUUUAGACAUUAUGGGAAGACAAACCCCCUUCAAAUAAGAUUUGACCUAUUUUAAAGGAAAUGUUUUUUUACAAGCCUCAUCUGUGACUUUUUCACUCACUUAUGUGGGUUAGUUUUAUUUUGGACAUAGACAGCUGUUGCAUCAUGUUGUAUACUAUUUAUAAAUGCUUCUUGAGAGGGCGCCCUGGGGUUUCAGCUUUCUAUUUCAACUCAGGCCACUGAAUGAAACAAUUUUUCUCUCUUCUAUCUGCUGUCUUUGGUUAUUACCCCUGUCGUUUCAUUGCACUGAGCUUUUUAAUUAAAACGAUCACGUGCUCGUUUCCUACUUAUCUGUUUUAUUUAUGUUUCCUUCUGUGUGUUUCUCUCUGUUGCACUUUCUGUACGACUCACUUCCUUUCAUUAAAUGUAAAUGUACCU
Molecule: messenger RNA, 5434 nt
Organism: Periophthalmus magnuspinnatus
Lineage: Eukaryota; Metazoa; Chordata; Actinopteri; Gobiiformes; Gobiidae
Product: synaptopodin-2
Exons: 4
Coding region: 71-4672 (1533 amino acids)
Biological process (GO): positive regulation of actin filament bundle assembly
Cellular component (GO): Z disc; actin cytoskeleton; nucleus
Molecular function (GO): actin binding
Source: RefSeq, a predicted model, not a curated record